AUGCGGACUUCCUUACGACUUCUGGCAUCUAUCUCUCAGAACCAGCCGUCCAAGCUUAAGAAACCGAUUAUUGGCCUUGACCAUUUCAUUCAAAGACAGCGGGUUCUUGCCUUUUGGCGCGAGAUAAUCAGAGCCUUGAAUUCAAUCCCUAAUUCACCAACUCGCGAGGAGCUGCGCAAUUAUGCCCGCAACGAGUUCGAGCGCCAUCGAGAUGUGACAGAUCUGCAACAUAUUCGAUACCUGCUUUCAACUGGCAAAGCGGAGUUCGAAACGAUGAGGAGAUACAUUGACGAGCAGAUUGCCGGCUGA
Molecule: messenger RNA, 309 nt
Organism: Aspergillus aculeatus ATCC 16872
Lineage: Eukaryota; Fungi; Ascomycota; Eurotiomycetes; Eurotiales; Aspergillaceae
Product: LYR motif-containing protein 2
Exons: 5
Coding region: 1-309 (102 amino acids)
Cellular component (GO): mitochondrion
Source: RefSeq, a predicted model, not a curated record